Molecule: messenger RNA, 651 nt
Organism: Colletotrichum gloeosporioides
Lineage: Eukaryota; Fungi; Ascomycota; Sordariomycetes; Glomerellales; Glomerellaceae
Exons: 1
Coding region: 1-651 (216 amino acids)
Source: RefSeq, a predicted model, not a curated record
AUGUCAUAUCAACACACCCAACUAAGUGGCCCUCGACGAACCAGGCUCCUAGUCCUCCAUCCCGCCCAUAAAGCCGGUGAAGUUCUCUCCGGAUCACUGAUUGAAUGUGGCAUUCAUAUCUCUCGACAGUCCGUGAUAGAAGCUUCACAUCACUUCGAAGCCUUGUCGUACGUGUGGGGCCCACCGAGCUCGUCACAUUACCUUCAGCUCGGGGCGUUGAUCUUGCCCAUCACCGCCAACUGCGAUGCGGCACUAAGGCAUCUGAGAAGACACUCCGAGGACCGUAUCCUAUGGGUUGAUAGCAUUUGCAUCGACCAGACUCCUAGUGGAGUCCAGGAGCGUAAUGCUCAGGUUGCAAUGAUGGGCGAUAUCUACCAAGUCGCUAAAGACGUUCUUGUUUGGUUGGGCAAUGGCGACGCUAAAACAGAUGCAUUCUUUCUUCAUCUAAAACGUCUAUAUUUGCUGAGAGACGAUUCUUGGGAAGACUUCCGAACCGAGUUUUGUGCCAAGUUCAUGAACCGAUGUGGUCAGUCUAAGUUGAUUCCUUGUCCCAUGAUUCGUUGCAACAUCUUCACUCCCGAACAGUGGAUGCUCAUAUUGCCUCAGACACAAGAUGGGGGACAUCAAAUGCUCAAACGGUUCGCGAGAUAA